UUUUCAUUCAUUCAUUCUUGAUUGUUUUGCCUUUGUUUUGGUUUGUGUUCUCAUUUUUUUCCCCCUUCUUUUUGGCUUUUGCUUUUUUUGCCGCUUUGCUUCCAAAAAUGACACCCAAAGGACUUGCCUUUGGUCUGCUGCUUUUGCUACUCGUCGUGAAUUAUCACGUUCAGGUGGCACAAGCAGCCGUUGCAUGUGGCACUGGCGCCGUGUGCACUUGCACGGGAACUCUCGUCAACUGCAUUAGCCGAUCUCUCACAGCCAUUCCAACCGGAAUCCCAGCGACCACAACCACCCUGUAUUUGCAGAGCAAUCAGAUCACCAGCAUUUCCUCAAGCGCAUUCACAGGCCUGACUGCGCUGACUUACAUGCGUCUGGACACCAACCAGAUCACCACCGUUCCUGCUAACGCAUUCUCAGGCCUUUCUACGCUGAAUACCUUGCAACUGAACAACAACUGGUUGAGCGCCAUCCCCUCUUCGGCGUUCACAGGCCUGACUGCGCUGAUACAAUUGCUACUGAAUAACAACCAGAUCACCACCGUUCCCUCUUCUGCAUUCACCGGCCUGACUGCGUUGCAAAUCUUGUAUCUGCACAACAACCAAAUCGCCACCGUUGCUAUAAACGCAUUCUCAGGCCUGACUGCGCUGCAAACCCUGUAUCUGUACAACAACCAGAUCAUCACCGUUGCUACAAACGCAUUCUCAGGCCUGGCUGCGCUGCAAGUCUUGCGUCUGGACACCAACCAGAUCACCACUGUUCCUGCUAACGCAUUCUCAGGCCUUUCAAAGCUGAAUACCUUGCAACUGAACAACAACUGGUUGAGCGCCAUCCCCUCUUCGGCGUUCACAGGCCUGACUGCGCUGAUACAAUUGCGUCUGGACACCAACCAGAUCACCACCGUUCCUGCUAACGCAUUCUCAGGCCUGACUGCGCUGAUUUACUUGUAUCUGUACAACAACCAGAUCACCACCGUUGCUACAAACGCAUUUUCAGGCCCUACCGCGCUGGUCCAAUUGCAACUAUACGGCAACCAGAUCACCACCAUUCCUUCCUCUGCACUCACAGGCCUGAGCGCGUUGACGCAAUUGUAUCUGUACAACAACCAGAUUACCAGCGUUCCUGCAAACGGAUUUUCUGGCCUUACGGCGCUGACGGACCUACGUCUGUCCAACAAUACGAUCACCAGCAUUCUUGCAAACGCAUUCACCGGUCUUACCAAGCUGACUUACCUGGAUCUAUCCCUCAACCAGCUCACCAGCAUUCCAGCAGGCGCAUUCUCAGGCCUGACUGCACUGACGCAAUUGCUGCUGUUCAACAACUGGUUGAGCGCCGUUCCUUCUUCGGCGUUCACAGGCCUUACUGCGUUGAUUUAUCUGUAUCUGAACAACAACCAGAUCACCACCGUUGCUGCAAAUGCAUUCACAGGCCUCACCGCGCUGGUCCAAUUGCAGCUGUACGGCAACCAGAUCACCACCAUACCUGCAAGCGCAUUUGCAGGCUUGAGCGCGCUGGUACAAUUGUAUCUAUACAGCAACCGGAUCACCGCCAUUUUCGUAAACGCAUUCACAGGCCUUACUCAUCUGAGUCUCUUGGAACUUUCCAACAACCAGAUCACCAGCCUUCCUGCAAAUGCAUUUGCAGGCCUGACUGCGAUGACACAAUUAAGUCUCUACAACAACUCGCUCAGCGCCGUUCCCUCGUCUGCAUUCACAGGGCUUACAGCGCUACAGGCCUUGUAUCUGUACAACAACCAGAUCACCACCGUUGCUGCCAAUGCAUUCACAGGCCUCACCGCGCUGGUCCUAUUGCAUCUGUAUCGCAACCAGAUUACCACCAUACCUGCAAGCGCAUUUGCAGGCUUGAGCGCGCUGGUACAAUUGUAUCUAAACAGCAACCGGAUCACCACCAUUUUCGCAAACGCAUUUCCGAGCCUUACAAAGCUGACGUACUUGGAUAUUUCCAACAAUCAGAUCACCAGUCUUCCUGCAAAUGCAUUCACAGGCCUGACUGCGAUGACACAAUUGCAUCUCUACAACAACUUGUUCAGCACCGUUCCUUCGUCUGCAUUCACAGGGCUUACAGCGCUACAGGCCUUGUUUCUGUUCAACAACCAGAUCAGCUCCGUUGCUGCCAAUGCAUUCACAAGUCUCACCGCACUGAUCCAAUUGCAGCUCUACGGCAACCUGAUCACCACCAUACCUGCAGGCGCAUUUUCGGGCCUUUCUAAACUGAAUCUCUUGCAGCUGUACAACAACUGGUUGAGCGCCAUCCCCUCUUCGGCAUUCACAGGCCUGACUGCGCUGACACAAUUGCGUCUGGACACCAACCAGAUCACCACCGUUCCUGCUAACGCAUUCUCAGGCCUGACUGCGCUGAUUUACUUGUCUCUGUACGGCAACCAGAUUACCACCAUUUCUGCAAGCGCAUUUGCAGGGUUGACUGCGCUGCAAGCCUUGUAUCUGAACGACAACACGAUUACAACCAUUGCCGCAAAUGCAUUUGCUGGCCUUACCGCGUUAAAUUGGCUGGAUUUGUCCGACAGCCAGAUCACCAGCAUUCCCGCAAAUGUAUUCUCAAGCCUUCCUGCACUAGCGCAAUUGAAUCUGUACAACAACUGGUUGAGCGCCGUUCCCACUUCUGCCUUCACAGGCCUGACUGCGCUGACACAAUUGACUAUGUACGGCAAUCGAAUCACCACCAUAUCCGCCAACGCAUUCACAGGCCUUAACGCGCUGGUACAAUUGUAA
Molecule: messenger RNA, 2750 nt
Organism: Capsaspora owczarzaki ATCC 30864
Lineage: Eukaryota; Filasterea; Ministeriida; Capsasporidae
Exons: 36
Coding region: 108-2750 (880 amino acids)
Cellular component (GO): extracellular matrix; plasma membrane
Molecular function (GO): protein binding
Source: RefSeq, a predicted model, not a curated record